Messenger RNA from Tarenaya hassleriana, 666 nucleotides. RefSeq lists its product as uncharacterized. The transcript has a single exon. NCBI's taxonomy places the organism in Eukaryota, Viridiplantae, Streptophyta, Magnoliopsida, Brassicales, Cleomaceae. The coding region runs from base 1 to 666 and encodes 221 amino acids. The record is from RefSeq and is a predicted model, not a curated record.
AUGACCCCUUUCAAGGCUCUUUAUGGGAGAGACCCACCAACACUACAUCGGGACCGUUGGCACUUGAGCCCGAACGACACAAUUGAGAAGAUGUUGGAGGAUCGUGACGCCAUCAUAGCGGAGCUUCAAGCGAACUUAAGUCGCGCCCAAUCAUUGAUGACGGCGGGGGCGGAUGCGAAACGUCGAGAUAUUGAGUUUCAAGAAGGAGACAUUGUAUAUUUGAAGUUUCGACCUUACUGCAUGCGUGCAUUGUCUCAGCGACGUUAUGAGAAAUUGGCACCACGGUACUCUGGUCCUUUUUCGGUGGAAAAACGUAUAGGGAAGGUGGCUUAUCGACUCAAGCUACCUAGCACCACCCGCAUUCACCCGGAUUUUCACGUGUCGCAACUCAAGUUAGCGGUGGGUGUCGGGCCUCGAGUUGAGACGCAAUCCAUCCCCUCAGACUUAACUCCCGAGCUCAAAUUGAUAGUGGAACCAAAAAGCAUUCAGAAGAUACGUGCUCGAGCAAAAGAUGGGGGUCAAGAAGUGCUUAUGCGUUGGAAAGACCUACCUCCGUUUGAGGACACGUGGGAGACUGUGGAGACCGUCGAAAGGCAGUUUCCCGAUUUUCACCAUGAGGACAAGGUGAAACUUCUUGGGGGGAGUAUUGAUAGACCUCCAUUGUGA